This is a messenger RNA of Rana temporaria (common frog), 4446 nucleotides long. It is a transcript of the gene PEG10, whose product is annotated as paternally expressed 10. The record is from RefSeq and is a predicted model, not a curated record. The coding region runs from base 1 to 4446 and encodes 1481 amino acids. Gene Ontology annotation, biological process: DNA integration. Gene Ontology annotation, molecular function: nucleic acid binding; zinc ion binding. The transcript has 2 exons. Lineage: Eukaryota; Metazoa; Chordata; Amphibia; Anura; Ranidae.
AUGCAGGAACUCUGCCGUCACCUUGAGGGACUAACCCAGGCGGUCCGAACCCUGCAAGAGGGUUAUACAAGAUUGGAGAACCGCGUCCAGGCCUUAUCAGUUCCAGCUCCCACUGCUGCAGCCGCGGGUAAUGCCACCUCACCUUCUGUGAUCAUGUUGCCACCAGAGCCCAAGGUCCCUACACCGGAGAGGUUUUCAGGGGAUCGGAGCAAAUAUCGUGCCUUCCGGAACGCCUGUGAACUAUUCUUUGCCCUGCAGCCGAGGACCUUUUCCUUGGAGGCCACCAAGGUGGGGUUCGUGAUCUCACUUCUAUCCGGAGAACCACAGGCUUGGGCCCAUCGCCUUCUGGAACAAAAGAGCACUUCCCUGGACACCCUAACCACCUUCUUUCAAGCUAUGUCCUUGCUUUACGAGGAUCCACAUCAAGCUGCCACCGCUGAGGCCGCCCUACAUGCCCUCCAACAGGGUCGCAGACCAGCAGAGGACUAUGUGUCUGAGUUUCGAAGAUGGAGCUCAGACACCAGCUGGAAUGAUUCGGCCCUUUGCUACCAGUUCCGCCUUGGCCUCUCGGAUUCACUUAAGGACGAGUUGGCUCGGGUAGGUGUCCCUGAGACUUUAGACGCCUUAAUUAAUUUGGCAGUCCAGAUUGACAGACGCCUGAGAGAACGCCGGUCUGAACGAACCACCGGUCCGUCACGUCCAGUCUGGAUGUUGCCGCGGGUACCCUCCUUCGCUAACUCAGCUCCACCGGUCCCAAUGACCUCUUCACCACCCGACACUUCGGAACCCAUGCAGCUGGGGCUCCUUCGUCCAUCUCUUACCCCAGAAGAGCGCCAACGUCAAAGAAGCAAUAAUCUGUGCCUAUACUGCGGGGAAUCCGGACAUUUCGUGAGAUCCUGCCCGGCGAAGCUUCGUAAGUCCCUCUUUUUGUCGUCUGUCCAUUUACCCGCUUUCCCCAAGAAUUGCUCAACUCAUCUGGCUGUCUCCGUUGUCUUUCAGCUCCCCGGAAGGAAUAUUCCGGUCCACGCCAUAAUUGAUUCCGGAGCGUGCAGUGGUUUCUUGGACCAGUCCUUCGCCACCAGACACCGUAUUCCUCUGCGUUAUAAGACUAUUGGACUUUCUCUACAUCUUGCAGACGGAUCUGCCUUAAAAUCCGGGCCGGUUGUCCAAGAGACUUUGCCUCUGGCUACAACAAUUGCCGACAUCCACCACGAACUUCUGUGCCUAGAUAUUAUCGAGUCACCCAUAUUUCCUGUUAUCUUAGGUAUGCCGUGGCUACAAGCCCACAACCCACAGAUCAACUGGCUCUCUGGGGAAAUUACCCUCAACUCUCCUUACUGUCGUCAACAUUGCCUGCAAGUAUCACCCUCCUCGUCUCCCCUGCUCUGCAUGGACUCUGACCCUGAAAGUCGUCAAGUUCUUCCUAGUGCAUACCACGACUUCCUGGACGUGUUCAGUAAGAAGGGAGCUGAGACCCUUCCUCCGCAUAGGGCCUACGACUGCCCGAUAGAGCUCCUCCCAGGAGCUGAAAUUCCCUUUGGGAGAAUCUUCCCCUUGACAGGACUUGAGCUUGAGAACCUAAAAACUUACAUUGAUGAAAAUCUCAGGAAGGGGUUCAUUCGCCCAUCCACCUCUCCGGCAGGGGCUGGGAUUUUUUUUGUAGAGAAGAAAGACCACUCCCUCCGCCCCUGUGUGGAUUACAGGGAAUUGAACAAAGUGACUAUUAAAAAUCGGUACCCGCUACCCUUGGUACCUGAGUUAUUCCAACGCUUGGGCGCGGCAGUCAUCUUCACAAAAUUGGAUCUCCGCGGGGCAUACAACCUGGUACGGAUUCGUGACGGGGACGAGUGGAAGACGGCCUUCCGAACCCGCUUCGGACAUUUUGAAUAUCUGGUCAUGCCCUUCGGGCUUUGUAACGCCCCUGCCACAUUUCAACAUUUUGUGAACGACAUCUUCAGAGACUACCUCGACCUUUUUGUUAUUGUGUACCUGGACGACAUCCUCAUCUUCUCCCCUUCCCUAAGCAAACAUCGGGAACAUGUGAGGUGUGUACUCGGCCGCCUACGAUUGCAUGGACUUUAUGCAAAACCCGAGAAGUGUGAGUUCGAGCGCCAGGACAUACAGUUCCUGGGUCUCAUAAUUUCAGUGGAAGGUAUCAAAAUGGAUCCUCAAAAGGUCUCUGCAAUCCUUGAUUGGCCGGCACCCAAGGACAAAAAGGGUGUCCAGCGUUUUGUCGGCUUCGCAAAUUUUUAUAGAAAGUUUAUCCGAGGGUUCUCCAGUAUCAUUGCCCCGAUAACCAGCCUAACCAAACAAGCCAGUCGAUUUCAAUGGUCCCCAGAGGCCCAGUCGGCUUUUGAGAAGCUCAAGGACUUGUUCGUAUCAGCAUCCAUCCUCAGACAUCCUGACGCUAGCCUGCCCUACAUCCUAGAGGUAGACGCUUCAGAAACCGCUGUUGGGGCGAUCCUCUCCCAAAGACAGGGCCCCAAGGCUCUCUUACACCCUGUUGCGUUUUUUUCCCGCAAAUUGUCUGAACCUGAAAGGAACUAUGGUGUGGGGGACCGGGAACUGCUGGCAAUCAAGGCCGCCCUGGAAGAGUGGCGAUACCUUCUGGAAGGCGCAGCCCAUCCGAUCCUGAUAUAUACUGACCACAAGAAUCUUGAGUACCUCAAAUCUGCUAAAAGACUAAAACCACGUCAGGCCAGGUGGGCAUUAUUCUUCACAAGAUUUGUGUUCCACAUAACGUACAGACCUGGGUCAAAGAAUUCCAAGCCCGAUGCCCUUUCCCGUAUGUAUGGUGACUCAGAAAUCUCUACUCCUCCGGACACCAUCUUGUCCUUCAAAAACUUCUUGCUUCUUCAAGAAGACCUGCUAUCGCAAAUCAAGCAAGCCUCUUCCAGCCUUCCUCCCCUACCGAGUUUGGAUCUUCAGCUGAAGGAUGGGUUGUUGUGGCAUCAAGACAGAAUUUUUGUACCUGAAGGUGUACGGGUCACCGUCCUAAGGUUUUGUCAUGAUCACAAGCUGGCCGGUCAUUUUGGGGUGCACAAAACAUCAGAGUUGUUACAGCGUACGUUCUGGUGGCCCCAACUUUUAACAGAUUGCAGGAAAUACGUGGAGUCUUGUGCCACUUGUAUACGGAACAAGGGAAGUAAGUCUAGAGCCUGGGGAUUACUGAAGCCACUGUCGGUACCAGAAAGACCCUGGAAGAUGAUCUCCAUGGAUUUCAUCGUUGAACUUCCCCGGUCGGAGGGCUUUACCACCAUCUUUGUGGUGGUGGAUAGACUCUCCAAAAUGGCUCACUUUUUGCCCAUGAGGGGCACACCCUCUGCUUCCGAAACAGCAAGGAUGUUCAUCAAAGAAAUUGUGAGACUCCACGGGGUCCCUGCAAAUAUUGUAUCCGACCGGGGGGUACAAUUUACGUCCAGGUUUUGGAGAGCACUCUGCGAAGCCCUUAAUAUCGGCCUGUCGUUCUCCUCAGCGUACCACCCGCAGUCGAACGGUCAGACGGAGAGAACUAAUCAGACUGUUGAACAAUACCUACGCUGUUUCUCUUCCUUUUCCCAAGAAGAUUGGGCUUCCUUGCUGCCCCUAGCCGAGUUUGCGUAUAAUAACUCUAUUCACUCCGCCACAAGACAAUCUCCGUUUUAUGCAAACUACGGCUUCCACCCCUUGUUCAUGUCUAACUCCGUCCCUGAAAGUACGGUACCCGCGGUCCAGGAGACUUUGAACUUUUUCAGCACCAACAAUAAGAUUCUGCAGGAGACCAUGACCAAGACGCAGGAGUAUAACAAAGAGGUGUUUGACAGGAAAAGGAGGGGGGAGCUUAACCUAGAACCAGGAGACCAAGUGUGGCUAUCCACUCAAAACCUGAAACUGGCAUGUCCAUCAAAGAAAUUGGGUCCAAAAUUUUUGGGUCCCUUUCCCGUCAAGAGGAAAAUCAAUAACGUGGCGUAUGAAUUGGAACUGCCUGAAUCCUUCCGCAUCCAUCCAGUGUUCCACGUCACUCUUCUCAAACCUGACGUCCCUGAUCCUUUCCCUCAGAGGGACACCGGGCCUCCUGAACCAGUUCUAGUCGACGGUGAGGAAGAGUUUGAGGUGGAAGCUAUCCUGGACUGUAGGAAGAGAGGCGGCCAGAUCCAGUUCUUAGUGAAAUGGAAGGGCUAUGGACCCGAAGAUAAUUCAUGGGAACCAGAAUGUAACAUCCAUGCGGAGAGAUUGGUCCAGUCCUUUAAAGAUGCUCAUCCUCUUAAGUUGUCUCAGUUGGGCAUCCGGAGGCUGCCCAUUGGAGGGGGGCAAUGUCAUGAACAAUCUCGGCCACUAGAUGGCAGCAGCGGCACUUUGGCGCGCGCGGGCGCGCGCACUCGCAAUCGCGGCGCAAUCGCGGCACACUCGCGCACCCCAGUACCGAAAGUAAAUUUUUCCUGUUUUGGGCGACCAGUUGGGAACUAA